Messenger RNA from Mytilus trossulus (common blue mussel), 1966 nucleotides. RefSeq names its product mitochondrial fission 1 protein-like. The record is from RefSeq and is a predicted model, not a curated record. Gene Ontology annotation, biological process: autophagy of mitochondrion; mitochondrial fission; peroxisome fission. Gene Ontology annotation, cellular component: peroxisomal membrane; mitochondrial outer membrane. The transcript is spliced from 5 exons. Lineage: Eukaryota; Metazoa; Mollusca; Bivalvia; Mytilida; Mytilidae. Gene Ontology annotation, molecular function: protein binding. The coding region runs from base 87 to 545 and encodes 152 amino acids.
CACGUAAGCGCAAUCUUGCUAAUGUUUUAGGACAACUUAUUGAUAUGAAAUGUGGGAAAGCGUUUAAUUGACAUUGAUUUCUAGAAAUGGAUCGGAUUGUGAACGAAAUUUGCGACGAAAAUGACUUAAAGAAAUUUCAGAUCUUAUAUCAAGAGCAAGUCAAACGAGGUGUUGUUGAUGAAAAAGCACAAUUUGAAUAUGCUUGGUGUUUAAUCAGGGGUAAAGCUCACUCUGAUACAAAGAAAGGAAUUGCACUUUUAGAAGAUUUAUUUAGAAGAAUAAAGGAAGAUGAAGGAAAAAGAGAUUAUUUAUUUUGUUUAUCACUUGGAUAUACAAGGUUAAAAGAAUAUGAAGAUGCGUUAAAAUAUGCUAAAGCCCUAUUAAAAGUUGAGCCUGAAAAUAGACAAGCACAAGGCUUAAAACAUUAUAUAGAGGAUAAAAUGAAGAAAGAUGGCUUGAUGGGUAUGGCAAUAGUGGGCGGAGCUGCACUAGCUAUAGGAGGUCUUGUUGGAUUAGGAGUUGCAUUAACGAAAAAGUUGAAUUAACAAACUGUGUUAAGGGGAUCACUACAUUGAGGACCAAAAUAAUAUGUUUCUUUUCCUGUAUUUGAAACAAACCAUUAUUUUUUAUGUUGACAUGUUGGUUAUCUAGUCUCUAUAAAAACUAGUUAAAUAUAUAUUCUGCAACAUUUGUUUGAGGGACUUCACUAAUUUGUUUUAUUGACAAAAAAUGCAGAAAAAAUACAUAACUCAGUUAUUUUGAUUGAAGCUGUAACUGGACAUAAGUAAUUAUCGCUAUUUUACAAAUCUUAUCUUUGAUCUUGCUGACUGAUCAUUUUCUAUCUCAGCGGAGUGGAGUGAUAUGAAAAAUUAUCGCUUGAAACUAAUUAAAUUAACAUGAAAUUGACAACAUUGUCAUAGGUAAAUUAGCAAUAAACAGAUUAUCAUUGUCAUCUCAACUCCAUUGCUUUUCUCACUUUUGCCGUACCGGCUCAAGAGAGAAAAUCAAUCUAGUUGAAAUGAUCAACGAUAAUCUAUAUAAGACUACACAAAUUAUUGAGUAGGGUCAGAAAUAUGAAUUUUAAUAUAGCAAAAAGCAGCUUUUUAUUCAGUGAUUUUUAAAAGUGAAAAUUUAGACUUACAAAAAAAUAUAUACUAAAUAUGUAAAUUUACAAAUUUUGUAUUUUGUUAUAAUCAAACAAUUAAUUUGUAAGAAAUUAAUUUUGAAUUGAAGAGUGAGAUUUAUUGUGUUUUUUUCUUUUUUCUACUGUUUAAAUAUGUUGAGAAUGGACAUUUUCUGGAAUAUUCUUUCAAGGGUUUGAGAGAAAUUUACAUGGAUUUAUUGCUGACUUGACAGAGAAUGGCUAAAUAAUAUAUAUUUUAUGCAUACAUUUGUCAUUUGUUGUUUAUUUACAGAAUGAAAUAGGUGCCCUGCAACUCUUUUAUCAAAAAUUCUUUUGACCAAAAAUCACUUAAAAGUCAUUUAUAAAAUGCAAUUUCAUUUAUACAUAAACUACAAACUAUGUAUUAAUGCAAGUGGAUGAGUAUCCCAAUGUUAAGAACUUCCUUAAAUUGCACUAAUAAAAAUCAUAUAUUCAUCUUUUUCAAAAAUUUCAAAAAUAAAUACACAGGAUAAAUUCUGAAUUUACAGUACAUGUACUUGCUUGAAUAGAACACUCACUGAAUCAAUACAAUUUAAGCCUUUCUAAAUGAGUUAUUGUCCGGUCCCCCUCUCUUUGCAAAGUUUUAAUAGAGUUUUAUUUAUACAACCAUUUUUAUGUGCCAAUUAUGUAAUGUUAAUUUGUUUGUGUUUUGUCUUGUGAAAGUUUAAAUUAAAAGUUUGCAUUUAUUACAUGCAUUGUGUAGUGCAAAUUUUAUUAACAAGGUACUUGUAGCAAAAUUCAAGUAUGAUUCCUGUACAUUUUUUUUUAUGAAAACUAACUUGAAAAUAAAAAUUUGAGUUGAUA